UUCGGUUCUAACGAACGGUAAAAAUUUCGUCAAUUGAAGCGUUUCAAUUGAAAGUUAGAAAUUAUUUAAUUGAACUGACGCGGUCAAUUAAACUCGAAAUAUUUUUUGCAUCUUUUUUUUACUGUGUCAAACUUUUCAGCGGAGCUUUCGGCAAAAGGAGUAAUUGCAAACAAAUAAAAUACAAAUAGAGAACAACAAGUAGAAGACGACGACGACGACGACGACUCAACGAUGGGCAACAUACACACGACGGGUCCCAAUGAGGCGUUAAUUGUUUCAGGUGGCUGCUGUGGAUCGACCAAGAAGCGCACGAUUGUGGGCGGCUGGGCGUGGGCGUGGUGGCUGGUGACCGAUGUCCAGCGACUGUCCCUCAAUGUGAUGACCCUGAAUCCGAUGUGCGAGAACGUGGAGACGUCGCAGGGUGUUCCCCUAACGGUGACCGGAGUGGCCCAAUGCAAGAUCAUGAAGUCAUCUUCGUAUAAGCAAACCGAUUAUCAUAACGACGAGGCCGACGAGCUUCUAGGCACCGCCAGUGAGCAGUUCCUCGGAAAGAGCGUAAAGGAGAUCAAGCAGACGAUCCUGCAGACCCUCGAAGGACAUCUGAGAGCCAUAUUGGGAACGCUUACAGUAGAAGAGGUAUACAAGGACCGCGACCAGUUCGCUGCCUUGGUGCGCGAGGUGGCCGCACCGGACGUGGGUCGCAUGGGCAUCGAGAUCCUAUCGUUCACCAUCAAGGACGUCUACGAUGAUGUGCAGUAUCUGGCCUCGUUGGGCAAGGCCCAGACCGCUGUGGUCAAGCGGGAUGCCGAUGCCGGCGUGGCGGAGGCCAAUCGAGAUGCCGGUAUACGUGAGGCGGAGUGCGAGAAGAGCGCCAUGGAUGUGAAAUACUCGACGGACACAAAGAUCGAGGACAACACCAGGAUGUACAAGCUGCAGAAGGCCAAUUUCGAUCAGGAGAUCAAUACGGCCAAGGCCGAAUCGCAGCUGGCCUACGAACUGCAGGCGGCCAAGAUACGCCAGCGCAUCCGUAACGAGGAGAUCCAAAUCGAGGUGGUGGAGCGACGCAAGCAGAUCGAGAUCGAGUCGCAGGAAGUGCAGCGCAAGGAUCGCGAGCUCACUGGCACAGUCAAGCUGCCCGCCGAGGCCGAGGCCUUCCGCCUCCAGACCCUCGCGCAGGCCAAGCAAUGCCAGACCAUCGAGGGUGCCCGUGCCGAGGCGGAGCGCAUCCGUAAGAUCGGAUCGGCGGAGGCCCAUGCCAUCGAGUUGGUGGGCAAGGCGGAGGCGGAACGCAUGCGGAUGAAGGCCCACGUGUACAAGCAGUACGGCGAUGCUGCAAUCAUGAACAUUGUGCUCGAGUCGCUGCCCAAGAUUGCCGCUGAAGUGGCUGCACCACUGGCCAAGACCGAUGAGAUUGUCCUGAUUGGCGGCAAUGAUAAUAUAACCAAUGACGUGACCCGCUUGGUGGCCCAGCUACCGCCAUCAAUCAACGCCCUGACCGGCGUGGAUCUGUCCAAGGUUUUGUCCAAGAUUCCGGGGGCCAAGGCGUGAAACCUAAUGGAAUGGGAUAUCCAGGAAAUGGCAAUGACAACGUAACGCAGCGCAAAGGAAUUGUAACCGAUACAAAAACAAA
Molecule: messenger RNA, 1630 nt
Organism: Drosophila santomea
Lineage: Eukaryota; Metazoa; Arthropoda; Insecta; Diptera; Drosophilidae
Gene: Flo2
Product: flotillin-2
Exons: 8
Coding region: 232-1548 (438 amino acids)
Biological process (GO): regulation of myoblast differentiation; protein localization to plasma membrane
Cellular component (GO): plasma membrane
Source: RefSeq, a predicted model, not a curated record